Emiliania huxleyi CCMP1516 is the source of this 555-nucleotide messenger RNA. RefSeq lists its product as hypothetical. Bases 1 to 555 code for a protein of 184 amino acids. The record is from RefSeq and is a predicted model, not a curated record. The transcript has 2 exons. Lineage: Eukaryota; Haptophyta; Isochrysidales; Noelaerhabdaceae.
AUGACGGCCAUCGCCGCGCUCGACGUCGCCGCGCUCAAGGCGGAGUGCCGGCGCCGCCGCAUCGACAUCUCGUGCCUUCUGGAGAAGAGCGAGCUCCAGGCGGCGCUCCUCUCGGCGCGCUACUACGAGGACCCUGAGCAGGACGUCGCGUGCGCCGUCUGUGGCGAGUUUGACGACGAGGAGGGCAACGACCUGCUGCUGUGCGAUGGGGCGGGCUGCCGCGCCGCGCACCACCUCCGCUGCCUCUCACCACCGCUGCUAUCCGUGCCGGCCGGGUGCUGGCUCUGCCCGCGCUGCACGGAUAAGUCCGAUCGGCCGGUGGAUCGGAUGCCACUGGGCGAGGUCAAGGCGGAGCUGCUGCGGCGCGGCGUGCGCACAGCGGGGCUGCUCGAGAAGCAUGAGGAGAGCGAUCUCGACCUGCUGACACCGCGACUCGUGCGGGCGGCGGUCGAGGAGCGGCUCGGCCUGCCGGCGGGCAGCCUCAAGGCGGAGAGGGAGCAGAUCGCGCAGCACAUCGACCGAGCACUGAGGGAGCUGCGCGGUGAGAGGGGCUGA